Molecule: messenger RNA, 1644 nt
Organism: Penicillium coprophilum
Lineage: Eukaryota; Fungi; Ascomycota; Eurotiomycetes; Eurotiales; Aspergillaceae
Exons: 1
Coding region: 1-1644 (547 amino acids)
Source: RefSeq, a predicted model, not a curated record
AUGCCCAAAAAGCGCCAACGGUUUUACGCAAAGCCAACAAACUCAGCACAUCACAGCCUCGCGCUAUCUGGGUCUCGUCAUCAUGGCGGGUCUGGGGUACAGGGUUCCGCGUCAGCGACGUCAGUCAACGACUUGAUCAGUCACCUCCGCCGUACACAGACGCCUAGUGCUAUCGAUGAUGAUCCAUCAAACUCUUCACGUCCGCAGCGCUCAUCUGUGGCUCCACGCUCAGUUCAUCCUUCUCUUCGAGAUGUGCUCGAGCUUCCUGCAACUCCGCCCCCGCGACCUCGCCCCGGCGCUCGUCGCACGGUAUUUGGGGUUCGUCCACCUCGACCAACUGUCGGACCUCCGGCGCCUGCGAGUUGGCUCUCCGGGAAUUUGGAUUUGACGGGAGACCAGGGAUUACCGGACCGGAUGCCGGUGGUAUUUGAAGAGGAAAUACACCGGCUAACCCGUCUUCAAGGGGCGCGGUUUCCGGACCAGAGGAGCCUGGUACACCUGAUGCUGAAAUCUAUGGCGUUGAAUUGGAGUUGGCAUGUUGAAUAUGAUGGGCCUUUUCUAUCCCAUUUGCCAAAUCAUAUCAAGGAACUGCUUCUGAGUUAUAUUGCUGUCUAUGCAAGAGGCUCGCCUCUCAGAGGGUACAUGAAGGGGCUGAGACCGCUCUUUCUGACCCGGCAGGAUCAGGAGCGCAUUAGCGAUGAGAACCCGGAUUUCAACGAUUCGAGAGUUGUUGACACGGACUUCAAUAUCGCGCGAUUGGAUCUGGGGAAUGCUUUAGGGAGCUGGAUAACUUUGAAGCAGCUCACAAACGAGAUGAUCCUCCCGCUAGAUCCAGCUGUAGGUGUCUCAGGUCAUGAAAUAGGGGAGGAUGUCCCAACUUCAUGGGAUGAAUAUGUUCACAACGACACAGCAAAGGCCAUGCUUGAUCCUUUUCCAGCCCCGUCUAUACCCAAGGCCAUUACCCAGACCCUACGCUUCCCCGAACUUCGUGCGUUAUCCCUGGCACACCCGACACCUAGUGCUGCGAGCUGGACCGCCCUUCUCAACCUCAUAGCACAUUUGCCGACCCUCACUCAUCUCUCGCUUGCUCAUUGGCCUAUACCGUGCCGGAAUCCACGCGCUGCCACCUCUCGCAUUCGCGGCGCGGUUACCCGCUUCUCAAACCUAGACCCCCUCAAUGACAACUGGGCCGAAGCUGCAAGUAUCCUUCGUCAGCUAUCCCGUUCGACCUACUGCCUGAAAUGGUUAGAUCUCGAGGGUUGCGGCGAAUGGUUACCAGCCUUGAAAUGGGUGGGAAAAGACCCGGACGGGCUUCCACAGAGCCCUGAUACUGUUGGUCCAGAAUGGAAUGGAUCAUGGAGAGAUGUCGAAUGGCUUGGCAUCGGCCCUGGCUUUCUGGAUCUAACGAAGUCUAAGAACUCGUCCCAUGUCCAGUCCGACGAAAUACCCGAUCUACAAACACACUCGUCGGAUUUUUCUAUUCAUACAAACCAUUUCCGAAAUGCGCGUGAGGUACUGAGGCACAUUCGGCAGAUGAGAAAGGGGAAGAAAUGGCUCGAAAUCGAGCUCGGGUUAGGGCUACAAGACGUUGAAUCUGAGACAAUCAGAUUACCAGAUGGGCAGAAAUUGGUACUUUAUUUAUGA